Messenger RNA from Zerene cesonia (dogface butterfly), 728 nucleotides. Its product is annotated as cuticle protein 16.5. The transcript has 2 exons. Lineage: Eukaryota; Metazoa; Arthropoda; Insecta; Lepidoptera; Pieridae. The record is from RefSeq and is a predicted model, not a curated record. Bases 49 to 645 code for a protein of 198 amino acids.
ACGCCACUUAGAAUGUAUCACUUGCCGUAGUGGAUUUAAUAAAACAAAAUGGCAGCUAAGUUCAUCGUCCUUCUUUGCGCAGUAGCGACCGCUCGCGCCGGUGGCCUAUACGGCGCCUCAUACGCUGCACCAGUAGCCGCUUAUGCAUCAGCUCCUCUGUCUUACGCAGCAUCCCCUGUGUACAAGAGCUACGCACCAGCUCUGUCCUACGCCGCCCCAUCAUUGGCUUACUCCGCGCCCGCAUACUCCGCAUACGCCGCCCCCGCAGUUGUGAAGACCGUCGCGCCCGCAGUUUCAUCAGUAUCUUCUUACUCGUCCCACACCUCCCACGGAUCUCCACUCAUAGCUAAGGCGAUCGCCCCAGUUGCUGCUUACUCCGCUGCUCCCGUUGCCGCGUACGCCCCAUCCGUGGCUUACUCUUCACCUUUGAGCUAUGCCCAUGCCGCGCCCGUAGCGACUUACGCUGCCCACGCCGCUCCCGUCGCAGCCUAUGCUGCCCACGCAGCUCCAGUAGCCACUUACGCUGCCCACGCCGCUCCCGUUGCCUACGCCGCAGCCCCAGUACUGAAAUCCGUCUCUUACUCUGCUGCCCCCGCUGUCUCCCACGUGUCAUACAGCGGCCUGUCCCAUAACUACGGCUGGUGAUCGAUUUAAAAUGUACAAAACUAGUUCUUAAAACGAUUUUUGGAUAUUUAUUUUUUACUAUGUAAAAUAAAUCGUAAAAUCUA